Parastagonospora nodorum SN15 is the source of this 894-nucleotide messenger RNA. RefSeq lists its product as hypothetical. Gene Ontology annotation, biological process: carbohydrate metabolic process. Lineage: Eukaryota; Fungi; Ascomycota; Dothideomycetes; Pleosporales; Phaeosphaeriaceae. Gene Ontology annotation, molecular function: zinc ion binding; aldehyde-lyase activity. Bases 1 to 867 code for a protein of 288 amino acids. The transcript is spliced from 2 exons. The record is from RefSeq and is a predicted model, not a curated record.
AUGGCGUCCCUUCAGAACAAUCGCACGGUGAAGAUCCUCAAUGCCGCCGCAGCUGGCAACUACGGCGUCAUGGCUGCCAUCGCCUACAAUGUCGAACAGCUCACCGCCCUCGUUGCCGCCGCAGAGUCUCGCCGGUCACCGCUGAUAAUCCAACUCUUCCCCUCCACCCUCAAACAAGUCCCCCUCCUCGCCCACGCCGCCGCACACGCCGUCAAAACCUCGUCCGCUCCGCUAUCAUUACACAUCGACCACGCGCAGAAUGUAGAGCACAUUCGCGAAAUCAUAGCCACGCUGCCGGUCGACAGCGUCAUGGUGGACAUGUCGCACUACUCUGAAGCCGAGAACCUCGAGAAAACCAAGACCUUGACCCAAGAAUGCCAUGCGCGGGGUAUUGCUGUAGAAGCUGAGAGCGGGCGUAUCGAGGGUGGGGAAGACGGAAUAGCAGAUACAGAAGGCUUAGAAGCAUUAUUCACCAGCCCUGAAGACGUGGACAAUUUUCUCGCUGCUGGCGUCGACAUCCUCGCGCCGAGUAUCGGUAACGUCCAUGGCGAUUACGGCCCCGCGGGACCCAAGGAGGGACAAAUCCACUUCGACCGCCUGGACGCGAUUAACACCCAGAUCAACAAACGCGUGCACGUUGCGCUGCACGGCACGAAUGACUUCCCGCCAGAGGUCAUGCGCAAAUGUAUAGAAGCCGGCGCGGUGAAGUUGAAUGUGAACAAGCUGUUAUUAGAAGUGGGCAAUCAGGUGUUGAGGGAAAACGCGGCGAGUUGGGGCGUGCCGAAACUUAUCGACGAACAGAUGAAGGUUAUUCAGAAGGAGACGGAGCGGUGGAUGGAUAUUUGUGGAAGUAGUGGGAAGGCGUAGAAGAAUGAAUAUGAGGAAAUGAAUAUG